GUGAGUAAUCAAUAAAUUUUGGUAAAUGAAAUAGGCUUAUACUUGACUCGCUUACAAAAAAUACAGCAUUUCCGGUUUGGGAGUAACGGCAGCUUCUACGUAGUUAGAUGGCAGAUCAACAAGAAGAUAUCUACAGAUUUUGGACAAUCUUGUAACAUUUGCCGAUGCGUAGCCUAUUUUCAUCAGAGCGUAGGGCCACAUCGUUUUUGUGUAUAGGAAAUGUUAAAUUUCAUAUACACACCUGUGAACAUAUAUUUUCCAUAAAAAGGAUUUAAUUAUUUAUCAAAUGUGAGUGGCUUUUCUGUCGUUCAAAAAAGCCGAAGUAUACAUAUUUUUUCUACAAUUUCUGAUCGAGAACGAUUGUCUGUUCAUUAGUUACUAUUAUUCAUUUAUCAAAUUACUCCUAUAUAAUUUUACAUAUAUUUCAUAGAGGGUAUAAUAAAAGAUAGAAGAGAUUAAUACGAAGAUAUUUAAGGCUAAAAUAAGGUGAAAAGAAAUAAUGUAUUAGUGAUACAAGUUGAGGUUUUCUUGGGAUUGCCUGGUUUUUACAAUAGAAAUUGCAUGCAAGCUAUCGACUAUAUUUUGAACAUGAACAAGUGAUAAUUUGAUAUUAUUUAAAGUAUUAUUAAAAGUGUUAGUGAUUGCAUAAUCCUAAAAAAGAAACAAUUUUGGUAAAUUUUUAAUGUAGCACAAAUGGACAAUCAUGGUGUGCUAUAAAUAGCAGUUGCUCGGUGAUGUCAAGUGAAAGGGGUGGGGUUGCUUCGGAUAUUGGUCGACGAGAAAGAAAAUUCAAAACGCGUGCGUGAUUGGUUGGUUGUGUAACCAUCUUGGGUGGGACAUGCGCGAAGGUAUUGCGCAGAAGAAGACUCGCCAGUUGACCAUCGAGUGAUCGCCGUUGACUAAGAAGCUUAUAUCUUAGAUUAAUAGUUCUCCUAUUUGUAGCUUCUGUUGCUUAAUUUCUGUAUUUCAAGUUACCUCUUAUUAGGAAAUGAAUAUAAAUAUUGAAACCAUAAUUGAAAUAGAAAAGAUUUGAUAUAAAAAUCCUUUUAAUUGGUAUUUGCGAUUUCGUGAUAUAGAUGAUUCCUAUAGAAAUGAAAAGACAAUGAGAGGGUAGAAAAGCAAAUUAGAAAUAUUACAUUUUGCGAAUAAUUAUUGGUGGAGAUAUAUUUAGACAUAGGUAAUAAUCUUUGACAAAAUAAUUUCGUAUUCGUAGAUAGAAAAAUCUGUUAGCUGUAUUUUACGUGCGUGAAAAAGAUUCAACAAUAUGGCGGUAUUUACGUCAUGAUCCUAUGUUUGUACUUCAAUAUGCGUUAAAUCAUCAAGAAUAUCAUCAAAAUGCCACGUAUAGAUCCUCUAUCUUUAUUGAAAUGUCUUAGUGUCUUAUUGGGGCCAACUGGAGGUAUUAAAAGUAAAGAAGAAGUUCACCGGUUGGCUAAUUUAAUGACAAAAUUCUCAAAGAAACUUGUUUCAAAAUGCAUUUACAUACAAAUAUUAAAAACUACAAAUACUGAUUUACUUAGCCAAUUUAUGGGGGCUGGAGGAUGGAAUCUCAUUCAUAUGUGGCUUACAGAUGGGAUUCUUGCAAAAAAUUGGGCUUUAAUUCAAGAACUCUUAGAACUUUUGUUGUUAUGCCCAGUAGAUAUAGAAAGAUUGAAAAGCAACAAUUGUCCUAAAUUAAUAAAAGGUCUAUCAAAAGAAGGUAGUCAUCAAGGUGUUAGAGUAUUAGCUAGUCGAUUGGUUGAGCAGUGGUUAAAAAUAGUGAAAGGGGAAGCUGCACCAAAUUCUGUGCCAGCACAAAUCAUGACUAUUCCAGCACAAACUACUGGAGUUUUAGGGCAAACUUUGGUACCUCAAUCAACACAACAGUAUUCCAUUCAUUGUGGUAUCCAACAAGUCUCUGAUGGUACGGAAAAUGCAACAGUUCAAGUGCAAGAUUUGCAAUUUAUUCCAAAUUCCACAUCAACUAUUGCAGUAUCCCACAUUCACCAGCAACAACAACAGCAGCAGCAGCAACAACAAUCACAAGACCAGCAACAGGUCCAGGAGAGGACAACUGUGCAACCAUUACAAUUGCAAGUUGUUAGUAAACCGCAGCAAAUGCAAAUACAACAACAAUUGUCAACCCAGCAAUCAAAAAAGCCAGCUUUUGUUGUGGUAUCUGCAUCUUCACAAUCUCCAGUUCCUGUGUAUAAAAUUACAAUUCGUGAAGGCAAACAGAUCCUUACAAAAGUGGAGACAGAUGCUACAAAUAUUAAUAGUGUUUUAAAUACAAAUAGUACAAAUGUAGAGGUUAAUGGAGAUGUUGUGGAAGAUGCUCUUCCUGUGAAACAAACUCCCGAGGAAGUAGUAUCUGCAGAACUUAGUGGUGGUGUAGUCAGUGGUCAAGAUUGUGAAAAGGACAUUGCACAAUCUGAAAAAUUAGACCAAGUUUCAAGUGAAGUGAAACAAACUGUAGUAGAUUCCACAGAUAGCCCUGAUGUGGAUGUUAAAAGUAAAGAAAGCAAAGACAUUAAAGACCUUAAAGACAAUAGUAAUAGUGAAAGUAGUAAAUCUAGUAAUAAAGAAAAUCGGGACUCUUCUAAGAAAGAUGAGAAAAAGUCUAGUAGUUCAGAUAAGAAGAAUCACCAUAGCUCAUCUUCAUCCUCCAAAAGUUCUUCUAAACAUACCUCAAGUUCCAGUUCACAUCGUUCUAGUUCCAUAUCUUACAAAUCUAGUAGUCAUCGCUCUAGUUCUAGUAGUAGUAGUUCAAAAAGUUCUAGUUCCAAGGAUAAGUCUUCCAAGGACAAGGAAAAACAUCACUCAUCCAAUUCAUCCAGUAAACAUAGUUCUAGUAAGGGUAAAUCUGAUAAAGAGCGAGAAAAGGAGAAACAGAAAAAGGAUCAGGCAGAAAAGGACAAAGCAACAUUAGAAAAGGUUCAAGGGCAGGCACUGAGUUCAAAAUUUGGAAAAAUACCCAAAAAGAAGUUGGAAGAAGAAAAAUCUGGGGAUGUAGUUGUAAGGAAGUCAUCAACAGACUCUCGAGAUAGUUCUAAAGAAAAUAAGACUGAUUCAAAGAAAGCUGUCGUAAUGCCAGAGAAGAAGAAUAUUUCUAUUUCCAUUGAAAGUAGAAAAAAUUCUCAAGAUUCCACAACACGGCCGAAGACUGUGAAAACAUUUAACUCUAAAUUCAGAUCAACAGGUUUGGAAGAAGAAGUAAAACCACCACCACCAAGAUCAGCAAAGAAACCACCCGUCAUUGACAAAAAGGUCAUACCACAGAAAUUACCUGCCUUGAAAAGGCCAUCCCCACUUAGAGAAGCUAUUCCAUCAACAGAUAAACGAGCAAAAUUAUCAUUGGAUUCACCAACUACACCCCCAAGUGAAGAAAAGAAGGGAGGCAUCAAAUUAAUACCACCUAAACCAAAACCAAUGGUUUUACAAGAAAGCGAUAUGUUUAUGGAUGCUUUAACGGCGUCGACGAAGAGUAAAGAACCAAGGAAGAGAAAGCGAAGAACAUCUAUCACGAAGGACGGUCCCACAGAAGCCAAGAAACAAGAAACUGCCAGUAAUGAUAAUCGUGAUGUUACACCUCCACCGACCUCACCACCAAGUGCCGAUGAAAAAUCACCCGUAGUUGUCAAGCCUAACUUUAAGUUUUAUCAAGAUACGUUAGAAACAGAUGAAGAUAAAGAGCAAAAGGAGAGGGAGAAUUCAGAUGAAGAUGUGAAGAAAGAUAAAGAAGAAAUUCUGGACGAUCAGAAAGAAAACAGAAUAUUCAAAUCGGAUGUUGAUGAUGACGCUAGAAGUAGCACACCAACACCGGACGAUGACGUAGAAGAGAAGACAUCCGAUUCCCCGGAAGACACAUCUUCCCUAUCUGAAUCGAUGAAAAAGGAAAAUAUCGGUUCUUAUCCAGAAAUACGAUACGUUGAUGGUCUGAGAAGCGUUUUAUUGCUUCAAAAACGCAAAGGACCGAAGAAAACAUUAAAAUGGAAAACAGAUCUAGAAUCGGUGCGUUAUUUCGAGUUGGAUGAAACAGAAAGGGUAAACGUUACAAAAACGUUUACCGAUAUGAAACAAAUGGAAAAACAAAAUGAAAGAGAAGCAUUCCAAAUGGCCAGAAAAUUGAGUAAUGAAGACUUAAUGGAAGAAAGAACAAGAUGGAAGCCCUUGAUUCCAAUUGAUUUACCGCCACCUUUAGUAGAGCCUGGGAAAGACAGUAGAGAAAAAGAUAUUCAAUAUGCCAGAGAGAAAGGAAUUUUACAAGCACUAUACUUCAACCGAAGCAUGAUUCCAGACUCUGCGGCAGAACCCGAUGAGGAACGGCAUCAUGUAUAUAGUGAGCCUAAAAUCAUUCCUUUGGAUGAUCUUACGGGAAAUAAGGAAAGCGAGAAAGAUUUCACGUCCCUGCCUUGGCCAGAACCAAAACCUCAGUUGCAACCACAAACACCGGCAGUUUCAAAUUUCCAUUAUCCUACAUUUCCACAUAAUCAACAGCCAGUAAUGGCACCUAUGGGUCCUCAAACUUCAAUGGGUCCAAUGCCACAAAUGUCUCAACAAAUGAUGGGACCUUCUCAUAUGGGUCCAAUGGGUCCGGAAAUAGGAGGUCCAUUGACUGCUGGAGGAGGAGGUGGCUGGAGAACUGGAGAUGGAAAAGUUGUUGUACCUGAUGGAAUGGGAAUGAAUCCAAUGGGAAAUAUGCCAAAUGCAUUUCCACCAGGUAUGGAAGGUGGUCCAAUGGUACCACCUGGAAUGAUGGGGCCACCACCUAUGUAUAAUCAACAACAAGAAGGUUAUGGUAUGAUGGGUCCAGAAGAUAUGGGAUUCAAUAAUAUGAAUCCAAACAACUUCCAAGGCCCUCCUGGCCCUUUAUACGGCCCUGGACCUAACUUUCAAGGUCCUAGAGGCGCCGGUCCAAUACAUGGUAGAGGUAGAGGCGUUCCUGGACCUGGCUGGUAUAGAGGUGGUGGGGGGCCGCCAGGAAGAGGCGGUUGGAGGGGCGGUGGUGGUGGAUGGAGGGGAAACGGGAAACAACCACCCGUAUGCAGACAAUUUUCAAAAAACGGUUAUUGUCGUGUCGGUGACAAAUGCCAAUAUCUACAUCCCGGAGUGAACUGUCCACCAUUUUGAAAGAAAUUAACAUAAUUAUUUAUUUGAAAUUUCUGCAGUAGCACGAUAUAAAUGUUCAUUCUAUUUGAAAUGAAUCAAUGGAACUGAACGAUCCUGAAAUUUUUAAAUCGUGCUAGAUACCGGCUCACAUUAGCUACAAGGAUGAAUAAUAAUGUGCAAUUUUUUAUUAACGAUACAAAGAAUUAAGCACAUAAUAUUUAUACAGUUAUAUUUUCACAAGAUUUAAAUGAUAUUUGGUAAUUUUCAAUUUAUUUGCAUCACAUUAUGCUAAAGAUAAAUAUUAUAGAAAGAAUACGUGAUAAAUUUAUUUUUCGUAAAUUAUUCCCGCAGAAUUUCAAGUAUGGAAACUGUCAUUUUAAAUUUAAAAUGACAAUAAAAAAGAGAACAAUAGGUUCAUCAGCUGCUGGACAGCAAGAGGUUCCUAUACAUCAAUUUUUAUUAUGAUUUCGAAUAGGAGUUUUUAAAAAACUCUGAAAAUAUGUCAGAACUAUUUUUAUUGGUGUAUUUUCAGAAUAUAAUGAAAAUUGGGACACGUUAUGUAAAAUGAACUCUCGAUUAUGUCUUCCCUUUACGUUCACGGUUUACAGAUAGCCACUGCCGAAAGAAUGAUUGGUAUAAUCAAAGAAAUGGGAUUUUGCAAGUUUUAAUCUUAUUGGCAUGACAAAUAGUGAUUUCAAAGUAUGACGCUAGUAAGCAGGAAGUGCAGAUUCCAAUUUGAGAAGCAUUUGUCUUUCACGAUUACCAGUUGGAUGUUUAAUCGCUUUCUACUAAUGAAUAUAUGUAAUUAAACUGCUGUUAAAACGAAUUAAACGUAAUAUACCAUGGAACAUUAUAACACCAAAAGUUCAAAUAACGGUUUAAAUAACUUUUUAUUAAAUGAAGAUAUCUUACAUUUAAUCGUAUAUGUAGAUUGAUUGUAAAUAUCAUAAUUGUAUCAUUUUGUAUAAAGUGUUGCUAGUUCUAAUAACAAGAGACUGUUUUAGGCUUAAAUGGUAUGUAAUAAUAUUAAAAAGCAACAAUUUUUAGUAAAAAUGUGUAUGUAUGAUUUAAAGUAGUUAAAUUCAAAGAGAUCUAAUAUUCAUAGAGUACAUUUUCACUUAUAAAUUUGGUCAUGUGCUCCAUGAAAUAGAUCACUGAUAUACUAUUGUUGUAUUAAAUAUUUUUUAUGAAUUAAAGGUAGUGGUUAUUUUUUUGUAUAUGAUUGAUCAUUAUGUUUGUAUAUAACAUUGUUGUAUAAGAGCUGCUUGAUGGAAUACAUGAGUCAUACCUAUUUUC
Messenger RNA from Bombus impatiens (common eastern bumble bee), 6384 nucleotides. RefSeq names its product J domain-containing protein DDB_G0295729 (gene PNUTS). The record is from RefSeq and is a predicted model, not a curated record. The coding region runs from base 1336 to 5109 and encodes 1257 amino acids. The transcript is spliced from 10 exons. Gene Ontology annotation, molecular function: metal ion binding. Lineage: Eukaryota; Metazoa; Arthropoda; Insecta; Hymenoptera; Apidae.